This is a messenger RNA of Diorhabda carinulata, 2875 nucleotides long. Its product is annotated as RUS family member 1. The transcript is spliced from 7 exons. The coding region runs from base 499 to 1932 and encodes 477 amino acids. The record is from RefSeq and is a predicted model, not a curated record. NCBI's taxonomy places the organism in Eukaryota, Metazoa, Arthropoda, Insecta, Coleoptera, Chrysomelidae.
AUGAACCCGUAGUUAUUCUCAAUAACCACAUAAAACGACCUUGCUAAUGUAAUCCUAUUUAUAAGAUUAUUUACAUCAAUCACUGUUUUCAAUAAUUUAGUAUGGUGUAAUUACUUGCUUAUUUUGAUGACAAGAUCUGACAACGUAAUAUUCUUAACCUUACUUUCAAUCGUGAGUUCACAAAACUCUUUAAAGCACACGGUCUCAAGCUUAUGCAGAUUGCAGGUAAAAACUCGGUUAAGUCCAAGUCUCACUCUUGAGAUUGGAAACAAACGUGCAUUGAACUGAGCUAUGUAUCACAAGUAUUAACAGUUUUGAUCUAAAUGGAAAGCAGCUAAUAUAAAUAUGAAAUAGUUGCUAAUAAUAUAAUGUCAAAGUUGUCAAAAUUUAAGAAAUUGAAUCGUGUUUGAGAUUACAUGUAUUAUUUUGCGUUAAAUAUCACACCAUGGAACCAUGAAAAUUAACUGAAUAAUUUUGUUUCUUUCUACGCUUUAUGUUAUGGAAAAUAUUGAAAUUUUGUUAUCAGAACAGAACAUUUCAGCCGGAGAUGCUCAACUUUACAUAAAAAAAUCAGGAAAUAAUGAAAUAAACCACGUUCAACAAUGCGGAUCUAUUCCUUUAACCUUCCAAAGUGUAAUUAAUUUUAUUCGUGAGGUUUUUUUACCUUUUGGAUAUCCAGAAACUGUUAGUGAAGAUUAUUGGAACUAUCAGCUUUGGGACACUGCACAAGCCUUUUGUAGUACUAUUAUUGGUGCCUUCACUACCAGAUCUAUAUUGAAAGGAGUCGGUGUUGGAAAUAGUGAAGCAAAUGCCCUAUCAGCAGCUGUAACAUGGAUUUUGAAAGAUGGAAUGGGGAUGAUAGGAAGAAUAUUUUUUGCAUGGUGGAAAGGCAACCAAUUGGAUUCAGAUUGUAAAAAAUGGAGAUUUUUUGCUGAUAUUUUGAAUGAUGUUGCUAUGACUAUUGAACUGAUUCUGCCCUAUUUCUCCACCUACUCUAUGGAAAUUUUGUGUCUUACCUCAAGUAUGAAAUGCAUUGUAGGGGUUGCUGGUGGUGCUACUAGAGCUUCCAUAACACAUCAUCAAGCAAUUAAAGAUAAUAUGGCUGAAAUAUCUGCUAAAGAUGGUACACAAGAAACCCUUGUAAAUUUGAUAGGAAGCAUAGUUAGUCUUUAUUUGCUGACAAUUUUUAACGACACACAUUCCGAGUGGUUGUUGAUAGUAGCACUCAUCUCUCUCCAUUUAUUGACCAAUUAUUGGGCUGUAAAAUCUUUAGUCUUCAGAACUUUUAAUGAUCAAAGACUGAUUUUAGUACUGAAAAGUUAUUUCAAUAUUGGAACUGUUCUGAGUCCAACGAAAAUUAAUGAAAAUGAGAAUGUUAUCUUGGGACGGGGUAUUAACAUGCAACAAAUUUGUGGUUUUCAAGUAGUUAUUGGUAAAUCGCUCAAAACCAUUUUAAAUAAAUGGACAGCGGCAGAUUUAAAAGAGAUCUUGACAGUGUAUCAAGAAUAUAAUUAUUUACUUUUAAUUAAUUUAAACAGUAGAGAGAUUUAUAUUAUUCUCAACAAAGGAGAAUCUGCAGAAACUUUAAUAGCUGCCUAUUUUAAUGCAGCCAGUUUAGCCAUAGCGACUUGUAUAUACAACCAUAUGAAUUUGGAUUUACUUGACAAAAGACAACGUAAUCAUCGAACACCAGUUAACAGGCUGCAGACUUUCAUGAAGUCCUAUCAAACGACGUCUAAUUUAAUGAACAUUCCUUAUAAUAAUCUAUUGCAAUUUCAAGAGUUUGUAAAACAAGAAUAUCAGAUGUUUUACACCGCCCUCCAAAUUAAUGGUAAGUAUUGUAAUGUAGUUAUUAAUAAAAAAAUUUAUAUCACAAAAUGGUUGGGAGAAUUUAUACAUACAUCUUACUUAUGUAAUUCAUCUAUACAAUAACUAUUAAUCAACACUAAUUUGUCGGACGAAGUGCGACGCUUUUAAGCCGUUGCGCAUGCGUCACUGCUAGUGUUCUCAACCACUGGGGGAUAACAAAUACUCCAAAAGAAAUAUCUUCCUCUUAAAAACAAUUUUAAAAAUUACAACAAAAAAACAUUGAAUUUUUAAAUUAUGAAUUUACAAAAAAUGGUUUACUAAUUGUAUUUUCAAAAAAGGGCAUUAAUUAAUUUUUCAAAUUAAUAAUUAUUUAAAAUGUGUAUUAAUUAAAUAUAUCAAAGUGUUAAUUUUUUGAUAAAUGUAGUCAUUAAUUUUUAUAUAAAAAAAUAUUUUACAAAGACUUCAAAGCUAACACAGUGUCAUCUAUAUUGUAACUAUAACCUAAAUUAUUUUUAAGACCGAUUGAAAUUUUACUUACGGUUUGUGUUCUGCAAAAAUAUUCAAAUUUCUUUUUAUCUUUUUGCUUAGAAGUAUGAUAUCCUAAAUCAUUAGUAGAUUCAAUUGUUAAUAAAGUGUCAUGAUAUUUAUAUUUUUUUACAACGAAACAAUGACAUUAGUGAGCACUUUUUAAAUGAUGUAUUAAAAUUUUUACUAUUUUUAGACCUACAAUAAUUAAACGCACUGGAGCUUUACUUAUUUAUUAACAAAAAUCAAGGAUUGAAAGAAUAAAAUUUAUAACUUUGUAUUAUCAUUUUUCCAUGUUUUUCUAAAUUCAUAAUUUCACCUCUAGGAUACCACAAAUUAUUUAAUAACCAAUUACAUGGUAAUAAGAAGAACCUAACCAAAUGAAUAAUUGAUUAACUUAUUAACUAAUGUAUUUCUUUCAGGGUGGAACUUGAACUCGCAUUCAUUAAAUAUGGGGCAAUACAGAUGUGAUUGGAAGUCCUUCAAGAAAAAUGAAUAAAAUGUAUCCUACUAUUCAACUAAUAAAUUUUAGUUCGUUUAA